GGCAGUCCAUUUAUAGAAACGUUUCUAUUUUUGGAAGAAAGUUCCAAAAAUGGAAACGCUAAAAACCAACUGUUCCAAUAAUGGAAACGCUCCGUUUCUAUUUUCGGAAACGCAAGGAGCACAUAAACCUGUUCGGUAGUUUCCGCAACAAACCAUAGAUUUCCGCAUCAAACAAAGGCCACCAAUCAAAAGACCGCAUUUCGCUUCAUAAUUCCAACGUUGAACAGAAAAAUCGGCUGUUGAACAGGCUUGCACGGUCCACUUCCUUUUGUAAACAAUAUAUUUUUUCAUGAUAGGUGAACUUUUAUGUGUCAUUAAUGAAAUAUACCUCAUUUUUUUGUGGAAAAAUUUGAUUUUCACAAGAAUGGCAAUUUUUUAAUUGACAGACUUGCUGUCUAAUAUUCACUAAUAUCCUACAUUGCUGUAAAGCAAGCCCUGAAUGGCGUGUUGGUGACCACGUGCGGAGAUCGUCUCUCCGGCUUUGGAAGGCGCAGGCUGGCGGAGUGAGCAGUAGCUGUGCUGUGUGCUGUUGCUGAAGUUCAGCUGGUGUGGCUGUGGUGUCACCAGAUGUUGUCUCGUCCCUCGCCAUCAGCAGGCUGGCACCAGACGCUACAGGGAGACUCUCAGAAUAUAAACUUAUUCCUUUUUAAAUGUGGAUUGUGUAUAUAGUGGAGCUAAAAGUAGGCCUGGAAUGAAGAAGGAAACGUUCAAGGAAACGUCUUAGACAGAAAAAUUAGAGGAAACAAAAUAACCAGAGCACACAAGAAAGGAAGACGCUAACGCUACCGAGACGAUUGAGCCACGGUCGUUCUCAGUCGGCUGCCUUUGUUGACCUCGGUCCGAUAGCCGGCCGCCGGGGCGGACGCCUGCACUCGCUCACACAGGGCGGGGCCGGCCGCCCGCCGGCGGCGAUGCCGCUGUUCGGCGCGCUGGGCGCGGCCACGGCGCUCCAGCCGGGCGUCAAGUCGACGCUGCUCUUCCUGUGGCACCUGGCGUGGCGGUGCCGCGUGCGGCUGCCCGUGCUGCUCACCGUGACGCUGCUGGUCAUGGACGCCAGGAUGCGCAUUGAGAUCAACAUGGACGUGGAGGAGAUAGACGAGCCUCCUCUGGCGGAGGAGCUGGGCGACGCCGAGCAGGAGGACGAGGAGGAGGACUCGCUGCUAGACGAGCUGACCGACUCGGACGACUCGGAGGACAUGUGGCCGCUCGACUCGGCGUCCGACGGCGACGAGCCCGUCCCGGAGGCCGCCGACGGCCGCUAGGGGCACACUGCCGCCCGGCAUCCGUACGGCCCGGCCGCACCGCCGCCAACACUAGCGACACCGGCAGUGAUCCGGAAAAAGGCGAUUGACCACGGAUAAAAGGUGAUGUGAUGCUCGUGAUGCAAGAUUACGAGAUCCUUUGGAACACAAACGUGAUGCCCUGUGCAAAUAAAGGUGUGACCUUUUUACACGUGUGAAAGCUGCCGGCCGAUGAGCAGCUGCACUCGCUGGCGGUGACCAGCUGUGGCGGGUGUGUCCGGGUGUCUGGAGGGUGUGUCCGGGUGUUUGGAGGGUGCGUCCGGGUGUUUGGAGGGACGCUACUCGGGUGACGGGACAGUGACGGCCGCCGCUGCCGGUCGUCCAGUGACGGCCUGACAGCGUCACCGUGACGGCACUGGGUGGCGCCACCCGCGCCGUCACUGUCUUUGAGCGGCCCCUCCCCAACAACCCCUCCCACGCUCCACGGAGCUAUCAUACUAUUGCGCAUCAACUAUUCGCUUUGUUAAUCAGUCUCAUGGACGCAAUAGUCGCCGUCCUACCUACUCGCCGCGUCCGACGAACCUGUCACGUGAAGAUCGGUCAGCCGGGCCGACUGACCCGCUCUGUGCUGUGCUGUCCCCUGCGCUGUUUCAGGGCGUCUGUUCAUUCUGUUGAGUUCGCCAGAGCCCAGAGUCAUGAAUUUCGCAGACUUUCCGAAUACAUUUUCAUCUCACAA
Molecule: messenger RNA, 1977 nt
Organism: Amphibalanus amphitrite
Lineage: Eukaryota; Metazoa; Arthropoda; Thecostraca; Balanomorpha; Balanidae
Exons: 3
Coding region: 912-1262 (116 amino acids)
Source: RefSeq, a predicted model, not a curated record